Tetrahymena thermophila SB210 is the source of this 2604-nucleotide messenger RNA. Its product is annotated as zinc finger lsd1 subclass family protein. The record is from RefSeq and is a predicted model, not a curated record. NCBI's taxonomy places the organism in Eukaryota, Ciliophora, Oligohymenophorea, Hymenostomatida, Tetrahymenidae. The transcript is spliced from 5 exons.
AUGGCAGUCGACCAAAAUACAAAUAAAUGCUAAAAAUGUAUUUAAUACUGUUAAAAUUGUGAUAAAAAUCUUUAGUCAUGUAAUAAGUGCUAGAAUGGCUACUUCUUCUUAAAUAAUUAAUGUAUACCUUAGUGUCCUGAUAGCUAUUAUGGUGAUAUAUAAAAUGCAGUUUGCGUACCAUGCACACAAUCUUAUUGCAAAAUUUGUAAUAACUCUAAAAAUCUAUGUACUUAAUGCAAAGAUAAUUACUUUUUUGAUUAAAAUACAUAAUAAUGUGUAAAUAAGUGUUUAAAUACUUAGUAUGCCAUUCAAGGAUUUUGCAAAGAUUGCUCUUCAUUAUUCUAUUAAUGCGAUUCUUGUGACUAGAAUUAAUGCAAUCAGUGCAGUGGUAAUUUUGUACUUAGUGUUGAUUAAAAAUAAUGUCUACUUAAUUGUCCAAUUGGGACUGUAUAAAUAGAUUAGCAGUGUAAAAAAUGUUACGAUAAUUGUGCUUCUUGUGACUAAAAAUUUAUAUGUUUAAAAUGUAACCCUGGAUAUUAUAUCAAAGAAUCAGAAUAGAUUUGCCAGCCCUGUAGUAAUAGUAAUUGCCUAACAUGUGAUCCAGGAUAACCUAGUAAAUGCAAAACUUGUCCUGACUUUGGUAAAAAUUUGCUUUAAAACGAUGAUUGUGUAACCUAAUGUACUGAUGGAUUCUUCGAUAGUAUUAAUAAUGAAUGUAAACCCUGCCUAGAUAAAUGUUCUUUAUAUCAAACUCAAAGCAAGUGUAUUAAUGCACCGUGCCCUACUGGCUAAUACUAAGGUAAAAAUUUUUAUGGAGGUGAUGCUUGUCUACAGUGCUCCAAAUUAUUUGAUAACUGUAUUGAAUGUACUUCAGAUAAAUGCUCAAAAUGCAAUCCUUAAAAAAAACUAAAUACUUCCAAUAAUACUUGUAAUGAUUCUUGUCCUGAUAACUAUUACCCAAAAGAAAAUAUUUGUCAAUAGUGUCCAAAUUAAUAUUGCAAAACAUGUACUCCCUCUACUUGUGAUUCCUGUUUUUUAAAUAGUUAAUAACCUUAUCUUAAUGAAAAUGGUAACUGUGUCAGUAAGUGUGAAAAUAAUGAGUAUUUAGAUGAAAAUGGUUUAAAAUGUUUAGCAUGUUCAUCAAAAUAUGGCUUAUCUUGCUUGAUGUGUAACACUUAAGCAUGUAUUAAAUGUGAUAAAUAAUAAUUUAUAAGUGAGCUAUAAUAAAAUUCGUGUGUACCUACUUGCCCAUCAGGUUAAUAUGGAAAUACAUCAACAAACUUAUGCUAAAAUUGCGAAAAUACAAGAUGCAAUACUUGUGAUUAGUAAAACCCUAGAUAAUGCCUUUCAUGCAAAACAGAAUAUCCUUAUUUUAAUGAUCAUUAAUGCUUAUCUUAAUGCCAAGAAGGUUAUUUCUCUGAUGAAUUAAAUUAAUGCUAAAGUUGUAUUGUGUUAGUAUUUGUCUAGAUAAUUAUUAUCCCUUCUAAUAAGAUAUAAAAAUUUGCAAAAAAUGCUAAGAUUCUAAUUGCAAACAAUGAUUGCGUAGAAAAUUGUGAUUUUUAUGUAAAUAUAGCUACAAAUGAGUGCUUUGACUCUUGUCCAAAUUAUUUGCUUUAAAUAGAAAACCCAAAGCAAUGUUAAGAGUGUCCAUAAUUUAUAUAAAGCAGAACAUGCGUUCUGUAAUGUAGUUCAAAUACUUAUAUUGAUUAAACCCACAAGAAGUUAUGUGUGGUGUGCUAAGAUUAAUAUGAUAAUAACUGUAUCUUAUGUAAUUCUUCCAAAUGCUUAAAAUGUUCUCCAGAUUUUUAUCUAUAUCAGAACAAAUGUUACAGCUAAUGUCCUGAAAAUACAUACUUCGAUAUAGAAAACUAUAUUUGUUUAGAUAAUUGUAAUGAUCCUUUAGUUUUAAUUAGGCAUAAAUAGUGUAGUAUGAUUUGCCCUUCUGGAUAUUAUAAAGAACCAAUUAAUUCACAAAAUCAAAUAAUCUGUAGUUUAUGUGACUAAAAAUGCAAAGAAUGUAUCAAAAAAAGCUCAUUUUGCACUGUAUGUUCCUAAGGGAGUGGAUGGGAUUGUUUAGAUAAAGAGGAUUUUGAUACAUUUUUAAAGAAUCAGUAUUGCGAAUAUUUCAAGGAAGAAAGCUAAAUUGAAAAAUGUAGCAAAACGCUAACAUAAAGUAGAGCUUAAACUUAUAUUAUAGAUAUUACUUCUUAUAUUAGCAAUGGAAUAUGUCUCACUUUAAUAUUAGGAAAUCACACAUUUAUAGGUGUUUUUAGCAUUUAUUACAUCUAAAUAUUUUAAUUGAUUGGUAACUAUGUUUUAAUAGAAACAUAAGAGUUCAAAAUUGUCAAUGAAGUCUUAACAAAAUAUUUUUUAGCAUUUAAUACAUUCAAUCUAAUACCUUAUCCUUUUGAAAGAGAAAAUUAUUCAGAUUUGUUGACAUUCUUUAAUUAUAAGACUUUAAUUUUGGAUAUCCAUAAUUUAUCCAAGUUUAUAUUUACAGAAUUGAGGUAACUUUGGUUUAGAGUAAUUUGUAGAAAUUUUUUUUAGUUGAAAGUCUUGAAGCUCAUUUGUCUAGAAGAAUAUAUUGGGUUCUUUUUGAGUUGA